This is a messenger RNA of Acanthosepion pharaonis, 2484 nucleotides long. The record is from the annotation of a GenBank genome assembly. Lineage: Eukaryota; Metazoa; Mollusca; Cephalopoda; Sepiida; Sepiidae.
AUGCCUCUGACAAAGGAAGGUGCCGAAAUGCCUCUGACCAAGGAAGGCGCUGAAGUGCCUCUGACCAAAGAAGGCGCGGAAAUGCCUCUGACCAAGGAAGGUGCCGAAAUGCCUCUGAACAAGAAAGGCAUCGAAAUGCCUCUGACCAAAGAAGGUGCCGAAAUUCCUCUGACCAAGGAAGGGGCCGAAGUGCCUCUGACCAAGGAAGGUGCGGAAGUGCCUCUGACCAAGGAAGGUGCGGAAGUGCCUCAGACCAUGGAAGGUGCCGAAAUGCCUCUGACCAAGGAAGGUGCCGAAAUGCCUCUGACCAAGGAAGGGGCCGAAGCGCCUCUAACCAAGGAAGGUGCAGAAGUGCCUCAGACCAUGGAAGGUGCCGAAAUGCCUCUGACCAAGGAAAGGGCCGAAGCGCCUCUAACCAAGGAAGGUGCAGAAGUGCCUCAGACCAUGGAAGGGGCCGAAAUGCCUCUGACCAAGGAAAGGGCCGAAGCGCCUCUAACCAAGGAAGGUGCAGAAGUGCCUCAGACCAUGGAAGGUGCCGAAAUGCCUCUGACCAAGGAAGGCGCCGAAGUGCCUCUGACCAAGGAAGGUGCCGAAAUGCCUCUGACCAAGGAAGGCGCCGAAAUGCCUCUGACCAAGGAAGGCGCCGAAAUGCCUCUGACCAAGGAAGGCACGGAUGUGCCUCUGACCAAGGAUGAUGCCGAAAUGCCUCUGUCCAAGGACGAUGCCGAAAUGGCUCUGACCAAGGAAGUCGCCGAAAUGCCUUUGACCAAAGAAGGUGCCGAAAUGCCUCUGACCAAGGAAGGCGCUGAAAUGCCUCUAACCAUGGAAGGCACUGAAAUGCCUCUGACCAAGGAAGGGGGUGAAGCGCCUCUGACCAAGGAAGGCACUGAAGUGCUUCUGACCAUGGAAGGUGCCGAAAUGCCUCUGACCAUGGAAGGUGCCGAAAUGCCUCUGACCAAGGAAGGCGCCGAAAUGUCUCUGACCAAGGCUGGCGCCGAAAUGCCUCUGACCAAGGAAGGAGCCGAAAUGCCUCUGACCAAGGAAGGCACGGAGGUUCCUCUGACCAAGGAAGGUGCCGAAAUGCGUCUGACCAAGGAAGGUGCCGAAAUGCGUCUGACCAAGGAAGGUGCCGAAAUGCCUCUGACCAAGGAAGGCGCUGAAGUGCCUCAGACCAUGGAAGGUGCCGAAAUGCCUCUGACCAAGAAAGGGGCCGAAGCGCCUCUAACCAAGGAAGGUGCAGAAGUGCCUCAGACCAUGGAAGGUGCCGAAAAGCCUCUGACCAAGGAAGGCGCCGAAGCGCCUCUGACCAAGGAAGGCGCCGAAGUGCCUCUGACCAAGGAAGGUGCCGAAAUGCCUCUGACCAAGGAAGGCGACGAAAUUCCUCUGACCAAGGAAUGCGCCGAAAUGCCUCUGACCAAGGAAGGCACGGAAGUGCCUCUGACCAAGGAAGGCGCCGAAAUGCCUCUGACCAAGGACGAUGCCGAAAUGCCUCUGACCAAGGACGAUGCCGAAAUGCCUCUGACCAAGGAAGGUGCCGAAAUGCCUCUGACCAAAAAAGAUGCCGAAAUGCCUCUGACCAAGGAAGGCGCUGAAAUGUCUCUGACCAAGGAAGGGGUUGAUGCGCCUCUGACCAAGGAAGUCGCCGAAAUGCCUCUGACCAAGGAAGGCGCAGAAGUGCUUCUGACCAAGGAAGGUGCCGAAAUGCCUCUGACCAAGGAAGGCGCCGAAAUGCCUCUGACCAAGGAAGGCACGGAAGUUCCUCUGACCAAGGAAGGUGCCGAAAUGCCUCAGACCAAGGAAGGCGCCAAAAUGCCUAUGACCAUGGAAGGUGCCGAAAUGCCUCUGACCAAGGAAGGCGCUGAAGUGCCUCUGACUAAGGAAGGUGCCGAAAUGCCUCUGACCAAGGAAGGUGCCGAAAUGCGUCUGACCAAUAAAGGUGCCGAAAUACCUCUGACAAAGGAAGGCUUCGAAAUGCCUCUGACCAAGGAAGGUGCGGAAAUGCCUCUGACCAAGGAAGGCGCUGAAGUGCCUCUAACCAAGGAAGGUGCAGAAGUGCCUCAGACCAUGGAAGGUGCCGAAAUGCCUCUGACCAAGGAAGGGGCCGAAGCGCCUCUAACCAAGGAAGGUGCAGAAGUGCCUCAGACCAUGGACGGUGCCGAAAUGCCUCUGACCAAGGAAGGCGCCGAAGCGCCUCUGACCAAGGAAGGUGCCGAAAUGCCUCUGACCAAGGAAGGCGCCGAAGUGCCUCUGACCAAGGAAGGUGCCGAAAUGCCUCUAACCACGGAAGGCGCUGAAGUGCCUCUGACCAAGGAAGGUGCCGAAAUGCCUCUGACCAAGGAAGGUGCCGAAAUGCGUCUGACCAAGGAAGGUGCCGAAAUGCGUCUGACCAAGGAAGGUGCUGAAAUACCUCUGACAAAGGAAGGCUUCGAAAUGCCUCUGACCAAGGAAGGUGCGGAAAAUGCCUCUGACCAAGGAAGGCGCUGA